Messenger RNA from Colletotrichum scovillei, 732 nucleotides. RefSeq lists its product as uncharacterized. The record is from RefSeq and is a predicted model, not a curated record. Bases 1 to 732 code for a protein of 243 amino acids. Lineage: Eukaryota; Fungi; Ascomycota; Sordariomycetes; Glomerellales; Glomerellaceae. The transcript has 2 exons.
AUGUCUUCCGCCGACUCUUCCUCCGAGGCUGCUACUGCCCCCAAGCCCGCCCUUACCGAACGCGAGCUCGAGAUCCUCCACCACGCUUGGAGCUCCUUGAAGAGCGCUCCCGAGGUUGACUUUGCCAAGCUCGCCGCGGCCUGCAAGAUGACCAACCCUCGCUCCGCCUCUAACGCCUGGAGCGGCAUCAAGAAGAAGCUCUUCUCCGACCUCCCCGCCCAGUCCAGCAACAGCGCCGGCAGCAGCUCCGCCAAGCGCAAGACCGCCACUCCAUCCAAGAGAAAGGCCGCCGCUGCCGCUGCUACCACUAGCUCUGACGACGCCGACGAGCUCGCCGCUGCCGGUAGCGCCAACCUGAACUCGGACGGCGAGGAGAAGCUCGCCGUCGAGACGCCCGCUAAGAAGAAGCGCGCCACCCCGGCCAAGAAGAAGGCCGCUGCUACCCCCAAGGCCGCCGCCAAGACCACCGAGAGCGACGAGAACGCCGACGAGGAGGCCGAACCCGAGACGCCUACCAAGAAGAAGGCUGCUGCCGCCAAGCGCAAGACCCCUGCCAAGGCAAAGAAGGCUGCUGUUCCUUCUGCUGCUCCAGAGAAGGCGGCUCCCGAGAACGAGGAGGCUGUUGAUGCCGAGGACGCUCCUGCCGCUGAUGUCGCCAAGCUUGAGGUCAAGGAUGAGGCUGCCAAUGACGACGUUGAGAUGUCGGGCGCCGCGAACACUGGCGAGAUUUAA